Dictyostelium purpureum is the source of this 489-nucleotide messenger RNA. RefSeq lists its product as uncharacterized. The transcript has a single exon. NCBI's taxonomy places the organism in Eukaryota, Evosea, Eumycetozoa, Dictyosteliales, Dictyosteliaceae. The record is from RefSeq and is a predicted model, not a curated record. Gene Ontology annotation, molecular function: protein binding. The coding region runs from base 1 to 489 and encodes 162 amino acids.
AUGUCAACUACAACACAACAAACAGGUAAACCAACAAUUUUAUCACCAGUUAGAUUGUUUGAAAAGUUAUCAACUAUCAACCAAGAUCAACAAGGUAAUACACCAACACCUUCUAUGGGAAUGCUCUGCUUAUUAAAUGGCAUGAGAGCAAUUGGUAAAAAUAACGAAACAGCCGGUAAAAACUUGACUAGAGCCUUAGCUGAAGCCGAAAAAUCCAAAGACCAAGAAGAAAUGGCUGUUGCAUUAUUAGGUUUAGGUUAUUUUUAUACAACCACAAACGAAUUCGAUAAAUCUAUUCAACUUUAUAAAGGCUCUUUUGAAAUUUGGAAGAAAAUACACGGUGAAAACAAUUUAAAACUUGCAGAUCUCAUUUUAGAUAUCGCCAAAAUCUAUCAAAUUUUAAAUAAUGAAUCAGAUUUCAAGAAAACCAUAGAUACAUAUCAAGAGUUAUAUAAAAAAAAUAAUCAACCAGUUCCAAAAAUUGUAUAA